This is a messenger RNA of Sporothrix brasiliensis 5110, 723 nucleotides long. RefSeq lists its product as uncharacterized. The record is from RefSeq and is a predicted model, not a curated record. Gene Ontology annotation, biological process: carbohydrate transport; transmembrane transport. Gene Ontology annotation, cellular component: membrane. Gene Ontology annotation, molecular function: carbohydrate:proton symporter activity. The transcript has a single exon. Bases 1 to 723 code for a protein of 240 amino acids. Lineage: Eukaryota; Fungi; Ascomycota; Sordariomycetes; Ophiostomatales; Ophiostomataceae.
AUGUCCGUCGUCUUCAACAUCGUCAACACCCUGGCGACGCCCUUUGCCUUCUGGGCUGUCGAGAAGUGGGGCAGACGCCCUCUCCUGCUCUGGGGUGCCCUGUCCAUGCUGAUCUGCCAGCUGAUUGUCGCCACCGUCGGCGUCACCGUCGGCUUCAACCACACCCACCCUGACGCGACCGUUGUGGGCGGCACCGCGGCCGACAACACCCAAGCCGUCAACGCCCAGAUCGCCUUCAUUGCCAUCUUCAUCUUCUCGUUUGCCACCACCUGGGGCCGCGGCGCCUGGAUCGUCAUCGGCGAGAUCUUCCCCCUGCCCAUCCGCGCCCGCGGCAUUGCCCUGUCCACCGCCUCCAACUGGCUCUGGAACUGCAUCAUCGCCGUCAUCACCCCCUACAUGGUCGGCGCCCUCGUGUCGUCUGUCUUUUAUGUCUGGUUCGGCCUCUGCACCUGCGCCUUUGUCUACACCUACUUCCUCGUCCCCGAGACCAAGGGCUUGACCCUCGAGCAGGUCGAUCUCAUGAUGGAGGAGGCCACCCUCCAGACCUCGGCCAAGUGGCGGCCCACCAAGACGUUUGCCAGUGGCAUCGCCCACGGCGAGAAGAGCACGUUUGUCAACAACGAGGCGGCGCCUCAGGAAGUGAGGAAGGUGUUGCCAAGAUUCUCGUCAUUUCCAGGCCGUGUCAAGUAUAUAGCUCCUGAAAUAAAAACCGGAAUCUUAUAA